AUGGCAGGCUCUGCUCAGCGCAGCUGCCAAGGCCAUACGAACUCAAUAACAGGCGGCUGGACUGUUGUUUACGAGACUGAGACCGUCUCGUGGAUAGCUGCCAAGGCCAAACGGGCCCUGUCACAAGAAACGCUUUCAAAGCUGUUUGGUUCCUGUUUGGGUACGUUUUCAGCAUCAGUGGGACUGGAUGAGAGACCCUACCAUUGCAGUGCACUGAGUGAGGAGCGUGUAACAGCUAUACGGUUUGGAAAGAGGAAUUCACGGUGGAGAGAAGCUCCACAUGCGUUUGUGCGGCUGAAGCUUCGGCCAUGGAGAAACCCGAGGAAUCCCGCCCCGUGGAGAAACCAUGGAAGUGUGGCGACUGUGGGAAAGGCUUGUUUCCCGUCUGCCCUGGAGACUCAUUGGCGCAGUCACACUGGGGAGAGGCCGUUCCCCUGCCCUGACUGCAGGAAGGACUUCAGCGAUUCCUCCAACCUCCAGACCCACCAGUGGAUCCACAUGGGGGAGAGGCCCUUAAGCUGCCCCGAGUGCGGGAAGGCCUUUACCCAGGCCGCCUCCUUGCUGACCUACCAGCGGGAUCACGUGGCAUUGCAGGAGGAUUGAAAGAAAGACGGCCGAGUGCCUUUACCAACUGGACUAUCAACCCAGUUCCAGUGGCUCCCGAGUUCGAUUCCCACAACAGAUGGCGGAAUUGGAAUU
Molecule: messenger RNA, 699 nt
Organism: Hemiscyllium ocellatum (epaulette shark)
Lineage: Eukaryota; Metazoa; Chordata; Chondrichthyes; Orectolobiformes; Hemiscylliidae
Product: zinc finger protein 358-like
Exons: 2
Coding region: 1-603 (200 amino acids)
Biological process (GO): regulation of transcription by RNA polymerase II
Molecular function (GO): RNA polymerase II cis-regulatory region sequence-specific DNA binding; DNA-binding transcription factor activity, RNA polymerase II-specific
Source: RefSeq, a predicted model, not a curated record